AUGGCGGCUGGCAGCACCCCUCUGCGCCAGGUGCUUCACCUCCAUCGUGAUGUUUCAUGCCGCCAAGCCUCACUAACAGGUGCCAUCAUUGCCCGGCUUUGGGGAUGGGAAACGGACGCUCAGAGCUCAGCUCCUGAUUGGAAAUUGGGACGUAGGUUCCCAACCAGGCGAAGCCGAACUUGGAAGAGUUUCGGCUCAGAGGGUGGGAAGCAGGCCGGCGUCCACUCCACAGAUCCCGGAGCCCCGUGGGGACUGGCGCUAGACCUAGAAAGGGGGGCGCCCUGCAGCGGCAAGGGUGGGUUCCUGGACCCCCAGGGCUUCGAGUCUGAGCGGGAAGUUAUGGAGGUGGGAGGGCCCAUGCUUUGGGGCCAUGAAGGCCGACCUGGCUCCCCGGCCCAGGACAAGAGAGACGCUCUGCACUACGCGUCCCACCUCUCUGACGAGUCUGUAGCGGCGGCCGUCACGCAGCAGCUGAGUGACCGGGGUACCCCAGGUGGGUGCAGAAAGCCAUCCCCAGAGAGCUGCACCUCUGAGGGCUCGGUCAAGUGGCCAGGCCCAGAGUCAGGGCCCGGUGGUGGGGGCGCGCUUGCCCUUGGCUGUGUGGAAUCGCAGGCAGCUUCUGCCACCCUGCUCCAGCUGGGUGAGUUCCACGAGCACUGGGCCUGGGGGAGGUUGUCUAAGAGAGGCAGUAAGAGUAGGCGGAAGGUCGAUGUGGGUCGCCAGCGGCCCUUGGCAGAGGGCCAGACUGGGCCGCCUUUGGACCCCAACUCAUCAGAUGAGUUGGGUGAGAUCCAGCUGAUGAGAAUGAGCCUUUACCCCAAAGAAGGAGGCCAGACCAAGCCCAGCAGCCCCUAGGAUUCCGGGGAUACACCCAGAAGCAUGAAUUUACACCUCAGGGAGAAUUUCCCUCAUGUGCCAGGCUCCGUCCUGUCCUCAGCUCCCCGAGGGUUCACUUCAGCUGUGGAAAGGCAGGCUCUUGGCCAGCUGGACAUCUCUUCUGCUAAGAAAAUGCAGAGUGUGUUCUGGUAGAAGGCGGGGAGCAGGCCCAGCUACCCUGGAGCAGGAGUGGGAACUGCUGUCGGCACGGCCAGCACAGGCGGCCUGCACCAAGCCACUCCUAAGAAGAAGGUGGCCCAGGGGAAGAAGUCCCUAGAGGAUGUCUCCAAAGGUACCCUGGGGAAAACCUUUCCUUCCUGGGGCCAGAGAGUCCCAGCAACUCCCCUGGAGACAGCCACCUUCCCCCCAAUCUCUGGGGUUCCACUGCCUGGGAAGUCCAAGAGGUAUUCGUUGGUCCAUUUGUUUGCCAAACACUCCAAGCACAGGGGUGCUGGGAAGAAUUCUGUGGCCAGGAGGACACGAGAGUUUGAGCUGCUGGUGGGAGGAGAUAACGAUCCAGAUGGAGACCCAGUCCCAAAGGGCCAAGCCCUCCAUCCCGAAGCCCAGUGGCCAGACUGGCAUGGGCUCCUCUGUGGAAAGGAGGUGCCCUCCCUCCGUGACCAGGAACCACUUGACGUCUCCCCAAGACCAGAAAGGAAGCAGCAACCUGCUGGAGCACAGGGAUGUUGUCAGUGUGUGGUGCUACAGAGAGAAAUAGAUGAGCUUAAAAAGCAACUCGCGGCCAUGCAGUCCCUGGUUGACAAGUUCCAGGCCCUUUGAAGUUGAGCCCAGUGUCUUUGUACAAGAGGAGCAGCUGGUCGCUAUGGAGCAAGGGAGCUGUGGCCAAGCUGGGUCCCUCCUGUUGUUCUGCCUCAGCCGGGGCUUCCUCUCCUGCUUCUUUUGCCCCCUCCCCACCCCAGUUCACAGCAGUUUCAAA
Manis javanica (Malayan pangolin) is the source of this 1813-nucleotide messenger RNA. NCBI's taxonomy places the organism in Eukaryota, Metazoa, Chordata, Mammalia, Pholidota, Manidae. The record is from RefSeq and is a predicted model, not a curated record.